Molecule: messenger RNA, 771 nt
Organism: Saccostrea cuccullata (small rock oyster)
Lineage: Eukaryota; Metazoa; Mollusca; Bivalvia; Ostreida; Ostreidae
Product: histone-lysine N-methyltransferase PRDM16-like
Exons: 1
Coding region: 1-771 (256 amino acids)
Source: RefSeq, a predicted model, not a curated record
AUGCGUUGUGAUACCUGUGGGAAAAUAUUUUCAAGAGCCAGCAACCUUAACUUACACGUGAAAGAACAACAUGCAUCUGAUCUUGAGUGUUUAAAGUGUAACUUUUGCCAGAGGACAUUUACCAGAAUCUAUAACUUACGGAGACACUACAGACUUGUAUACAAACUAGAUGGAACCACAUUGAGUGAAGCCAUGGAUCGGAAACGAUAUUCGGUGAAAAGACAAAGUUACGAAGAGGCUCAGAAACCUGUGUACGUUUUGAGCGAACAGUACGAGAACAUAUCCUCCGACGAAGAAUUUACCACAGAGAGUGACAGAGAUGAACAGCCAAAACAGCAAAGUGAACUUGAUUUCUUAGAAGACAUGUCGUUGGAUUCGGGUGAUAUACCAUCAGACGACUUUGUGAGGGACUUGUUGGACGCCGGGAACCUGACUCGACCUGAGGAGGAGGACAUAGACGAUGAGGGACGUAGUGAAACUCCCGAGAGUCGCGUGAAUUACGAGACCAUGUCCGAGCGUGAAGAAAGUGACAAUGAACACAACAAUGUGACGCAAGUUAAAUCAACGAUUUGUUUAGUUCUUAAUAAAGUGACCACUACCUUUCCUGAUGGAAAAAUUGAAGUUAGUAGGGAUUCACAAAUCUUAUAUUCCGAAGACAUUAAUCCGGAAAAUGUUGACUUUAAUUCCGUGGCCAGUGAAGUGUUCGAGGAAGUGCAAGAACAUUUCCGAGAAGGGAAAACGCGUGUUAUGAGAGGAGACUUUUCUAUGUAA